AUGAAAGCCAGCUGGUUGCAGCCUUCCGGUCCCUGCACGACGUGUUCCUGCUUUGCCAUCCAGCAAAACGCCCAAAAUGCUGCUGAGGCCAAGAAGGAGAAUGGCGGGAAGUUGCCCAUCCCCAAAAUAUUUUUUGGCACCCGUACUCACAAGCAAAUAGCCCAGAUUGUGAAGGAGCUGCACAGGACGGGCUACUCAUACGUCCACAUGACCAUUCUGUCAAGCAGGGAGUAUUCCUGCGUCCAUCCGAGGAUCUCCCGAGGCAGCAACAAGAAUGAAAAAUGCGCAGAGUUGCUGGAAGGAAAAGAGGGUGUGUCUUGUUCCUUUUAUCAUGGAGCCCACAGGCUGACUGAGCAUCUCUCCAUACCGUCGGUGGAUAAAAAAGCUCAGGUUUGGGAUUUAGAAGAGCUGGUGAGCUUGGGGAAAAAAUUCCGAUCCUGCGCCUAUUUUGCAGCUCGGGAGCUCAUGGCAUAUGCCGAGAUUGUGUUCUGCCCUUACAACUACCUUUUGGACUCCCAGAUAAGACAAAGUGUCUGGAUUGGCACCAUUGGAGCAGGUCCGAAACGCCGGCAGUUACGGGCAACUUUUCAACAUACAGAAACGUUUGAGUUUCAAGAUGAAGUCGGCGAACUCCUGCUGUCGGUCUGUCAGACGGUGCGACGUGGGGUUUUGUGUUUUUUGCCCUCUUACAAGAUGUUAGAUAAGCUGAAGGAUCGCUGGCUGCACACAAGCUUGUGGGAGAAGCUUGAGCUGAUUAAAACGGUCAUCGUGGAACCCAAAGGAGGCGACAAAGCUGAUUUUGAUGAGCUGCUUCAAAUAUACUCCGAUGCCAUCAAGUCUCAAAACGGCAAAGACGGAGCGCUGCUUAUUGCUGUGUGCAGAGGCAAAGUCAGCGAAGGCCUGGAUUUCUCCGAUGACAACGCCCGGGCGGUUCUCACCAUUGGAAUUCCGUUUCCAAACUUGAAGGACCUUCAG
Molecule: messenger RNA, 975 nt
Organism: Thamnophis sirtalis
Lineage: Eukaryota; Metazoa; Chordata; Lepidosauria; Squamata; Natricidae
Source: RefSeq, a predicted model, not a curated record